AUGAGUGACGUGUGCAAGGAAUUCAAAGGCUGGUUCAAUUCAUUUACUAAAACAGAGAUCUAUCUAACGUUGUUGCAAGCCGUGUUCCUCAUAUCUUUAAUCACCAUCGUCACGUUUCUGGUGCUUCAUUUUCUCGUGUGUAUGGAAGACGAUCGUCACGACGACGUCACUGUCACCAUCGAUAACUUGACCACUGUCGCCGAGCGCUCCUCCACCGACGAUUAUACACUCACUCCAGAGAGAUCGACGCUGGCCGAGGACGUGGAGUGUACCUGGACACCGUCCGCGAAGACCAACGCCACCGCUCACUACUAUGAAGGAGGCGAAGUUGUCACUUCUGGAGAUGUUUCGACGGUGGAGUCUGUUAAAACUGAAGAUGGAAAUGAAACGACGGCGUCGUAUGAUGAUCUCGCAGGGGACGUGAAGGCCGGUUGGCUUCUCGCUCUCGUUAAGCUACAGCAACCCGGAGAGGUUCUGUUCGGUUGUACGCUCACGGUCGUCUCGAGUCGCUGGACACUGACUGCUGCCAGCUGUGUAGAAGCCAUAGAGGAAGUGGACACGCUGGAUGACUUCGUGAUGAUGGACAGGCUCGACCGAGGAGCUCGGGGCGACACCCACCAGCUGUCAGAGGUGAUCGUGCAUCCGCUGUAUCAAGGGGUCCACAAAAGUUACGACUUGGUUGCCCUUAAAUCCUACGAUACACUCCGUGUCGACGGCGGCCGACACUUGAAGCUCGCCUCCCUGUUGGACGUCUCCCUCGUCACUCUGGGGGAACGACUCAGCGUCCUCGGCUUCGGCAAACUGAGUCUGUCAGCCGACCCCGGGGACCGCCGUGUCCGCGAGGGGUCCGUGGUCAAGGUGUCUCCGCGGCAGUGUCCGGGCGGCGACACGUGGGCGGCUCGUCACCUGGGGCGGGCGGGCGCAGCGCGGCGUGACGUGGGCGGGCCGGGCGUUCUGUGUGUGGGGCGGGCGGUAGGCGGGCGGGCCUGUCCGUGCGCGGGGGCUCCGCUGCUGUCUUCCGACACGUUGCUGGGUGUCAUGAGCGACGACGGAGCCUGCGGGGUCUCCUGUGGCCCCGCGCUCUACGUCAACAUCGCGCUACUAAGAGAUUGGCUCGACUCAGUUCUCGAUGACGAUUAA
Molecule: messenger RNA, 1140 nt
Organism: Danaus chrysippus (African queen)
Lineage: Eukaryota; Metazoa; Arthropoda; Insecta; Lepidoptera; Nymphalidae
Source: the annotation of a GenBank genome assembly